Chaetomium globosum CBS 148.51 is the source of this 1908-nucleotide messenger RNA. RefSeq lists its product as uncharacterized. The record is from RefSeq and is a predicted model, not a curated record. NCBI's taxonomy places the organism in Eukaryota, Fungi, Ascomycota, Sordariomycetes, Sordariales, Chaetomiaceae. Gene Ontology annotation, molecular function: protein binding. The transcript has 7 exons. The coding region runs from base 1 to 1908 and encodes 635 amino acids.
AUGGAGAGCCCUGGUGCCAUGCAACCGGGACUCGCCCGGUCGCACCAGGCUUCCAGCCAGCCGGGCAUUUCCGCCGUUUCCGAGCGGGAGGACCUGGCCUUGACCAGCCCUACCAGCGGGGCCUUGGUACAAGGUUACUGUUGGAGAUCUCUCAGCUCCCCCCCUGUUAUCUCAGCCCCUUAUUCGCUUGUUCGCAACGGUCAGCCGGGAAUUAUUGCUGAAAUGAUGCACAAGUCCGAGGACCGCAACGGUGUUCCCGGUCACGAUGCGCUCCCACCGUACGACACCGAGCUUGAUUGCCCUCCUGGGAGCACUCGGCUUUGCUCUCGGGUCGGAUCCGACGGAUACUCCCACAGUCAGCAACUUUCUCCGCAGAAGCGCCACCUCAGGCCGUGGGCAAGCAAGGCCAACCAAAUAAUAUGGACAGACAAGGAAGCAGGGGCAUUUUACGUCUGGGGUGGCAAGUGGAUAGGGGGUACGAACAUGACGCCAAACGAAUUAUGGAAGUUCACCGCCGACGGCAACGGCGGGGGGACUUGGGCCGUCGAGCCCCCCGCAAACCCAACUCUCUUCGAUAGUCUCGAGCAGUACGAGUAUGGAGCGUAUACCAACACGGGCACGACAGGGUUUAGUGUCGGGGGGUUGGCAUCGGGCUGGACGAAGAAGUACCGCGGCCACAACCAGGUGGUGCCGGGCAUGGUGGCCUUCAACAUGAAUACGAAGAUCUGGCAGAACGGAACCACGGCGUUCAGUCCCACCGACACCAUCGUCGCUGCUUCGGCUGAGUAUAUCCCGACCUUUGGCCCCAACGGCUUGAUCAUGCUGUUCGGUGGAUUAUCUUUCCCGCACGAUACCGAGGGUAGCUCGGCCGACUGGCAAAACGCAGCGUCGUACAAUCUCCGGAACCUCACCUUCUUCGACCCACAGACGAAGGACACAUAUUGGCAGAUUGCGACGGGGAGCGUCCCCGCGAACCCACGGUCCCGAUUCUGCGUUGCCGGUUUUGAGACCUCUGACGGCGGCUAUGAUAUUUUCUUAUCUGGAGGAUACAACGAACGUGACAAAUUCACCUAUGACGACGCUUACAUCCUGAGUUUGCCGGGAUUCGUAUGGACGAAGCUCCCAGACCCCCAGACUGGCGGGCGCAGCUCCCAUAGCUGUGUGGCCGUCGGCAAGCGCCAAGUGUUGAGCAUAGGCGGUACCAACAGCGACGGUUGGUCGGACCCAGAUCCAGCUCCGCAAGGGUUGUUGCUGUUUGACAUGGCGGAGCUGAAAUGGAAGGACUCAUACGAUGCCACCGCAGCAGCGUAUGAAAGGGCUAAUGAUAUCGACAGCUUCUAUACCAACGGCUCUUUGGAUGCAGUCGAGUGGUCGUCGAACGUAGUGCGGGAUAUGUUUGUAGCAACCAAGUCAACGACAGGAUCAACUACAUCAUCGACCUCCAACCCAGGCGGUACCGGCACGGGAUCUGACCCAGAGCAGGAGCAGGAACACUCAACUAUUUCGGCCGGCGUGAUUGCAGGCAUAGUUGUCGGGGCCGUGGUCGGGGUGGCCGUCAUUGUUGGAAGCAUCUGGCUGAUCAUCCGACACGCGAGGAAGCCCGACUCGACCCCCAACAACGACUAUGCCGCCGGCCCGGGCCAGGAUCCGGACCCCGGGAGCGGAGGUGCGUAUUACGAUGACGCACACUACGCCCCUGAAGUUGUCAAAUAUGGUAGCCCGACGGAGACAACACAGCCUGUGCAGUACAAGACGGAACCGCAGGAGCUUAAUGCUCAUCGCCCUUACGCCGAGCUUCCUGUACAAUAUGAUCACACCCAUACAGGUGUCGAUGGCGCCACCCUCACAGACCCAUCCCCUAGAUACUAUUCGGUCGCCCAUGAGAUGGAUGCUACGCCCUCAAGAUAG